Prunus mume (Japanese apricot) is the source of this 1353-nucleotide messenger RNA. Its product is annotated as RNA-binding (RRM/RBD/RNP motifs) family protein. Gene Ontology annotation, molecular function: RNA binding. The record is from RefSeq and is a predicted model, not a curated record. NCBI's taxonomy places the organism in Eukaryota, Viridiplantae, Streptophyta, Magnoliopsida, Rosales, Rosaceae. Gene Ontology annotation, cellular component: mitochondrion; nucleus.
CACAGUCAACUACAUGUCGUGUGUUAUUUGGUAAAGAAAACAAAAUAAUAGGAAAACUAUUGAGGAGAACUGGGAGAGAGGCGAGUGAGGGAGAUGACGAUAGACGACGAGAGCUCCGUCUACGUUGGAGGCCUGCCGUACGACGCCACCGAGGAUAGAGUUCGCAGAGUUUUUGAGUUAUACGGUUCCGUCAUUGCCGUUAAGAUUAUCAAUGAUGCUUCGACCAGAGGAAAAUGCUAUGGCUUUGUUACUUUCAGGAACCCUCGGUCUGCAAUUCAUGCCAUCAAUGAGAUGGAUGGCAGGACUGUUGAUGGAAGAGUUAUCAGAGUAAAUGAAGUGAGGACUAGAGGUGGAAGAUUGGGUUUUGGUAGAGACAGAGAAGGUUUUGGACGGAAUGUUGAGAGGGGCAGGAACUGGGAUAGAGACAGAGAUCAUGAGAGGGAGUAUGAUCAUGAUAGAGACCGGUAUAAGGAUCGAUACAGUGAUCGGUCGAGAGAGCACAGUGAUCGAUCAAGAGAACGUGACCGUGGCCGGUCCCUUGGGGUUGAUCAAGAAAGGGAUAGAGGGUACGACCGUGAACGAGAUUAUGAUCAAGUAAGAGAUCAUUUUUUGGAUAGAGACCGUCACCAAGACAGAGAUUUGGAAGAUGCUGAGCAAGGACAGAGCAGGAACCAUGAUCAGGGUUGGGAAAGAGAUCGAGCAUUGGACUCUGACAGAGAUAGGGAGAUGGAAAAAAACAAAAAUCAUACUACUAUAGCUGCCAAGGAUAGAGAUCAACAUUCAAGGAGAAGGAACAGUUCAAAUUCUGUUGACCGACAAAGUAGGGACCUGUUAUCCCAUCCCAGUGAUGAUUACGAUGAUCAGGUAAAAGAACAGCUCGAGAGAUCCAUGCGAAGGCUUGAAGAAAUAAAAAAGGAGACUAUUCAGAUGGAGGAGAGCUUGAAAGAGAAAGGAAAACUAGUUUUGGAUUUGCAAAAGAAAUCUAAGAAAUUGGAGGAUGCAUUGAUAAAUGCAAAGAAGAACUCUUCACACCAUAAGAUGAAAUUAACCAAGCUACAUAAAUCCUUUAUGCAAGUAAAAGAUUACACUGAAAGACUUAAAAGCUGUGAACACGAACUUCAGUCGCUCGUUGAUACAGAAAUGUUGGAAGAUGAGGUUGACUUAAGGGACGGAAUCUUGACAAUUGGCAAUACAUGAUGUCAUGUUGAACCUUGAAAGGAGUGAUCUGUAAUAGAACUUAACGCAUACUGUAUAUUGUUUUGAGGUGGGGGAUUUGAAGCUUUUGUAGAUAUUUACUCCAAAGUCAGCUGAGAAACAGCUUAUUUUAUCUGAGAUGUAUUAUAUUCUACAUCA